UUUGAUAAAUAAUCCUAUUAGCAGGUGGGUUUUGUUUUGGAUAGUCUCCCUGAGUGAUGAAAAAUAAAGAAGAAACGUAACAUUUGACUGAAAAAUCAAGAAAAGAAAGAAGUGAAAGAGAAGAUCAAUCGAAACCCCAGAAUAUCAUCUGGAUUAAGAUGAUGGAGGAGGUGAUAAUGAUGUCAAUGAUAUCUCCUUCAGCAUCAAAUUCGACUUCACCACCUGGUGGUGGUGGUGGUGGUGGAGCAAAGGAACAACAAGCAGCUGGAGUAGGAAUACUAUUGCAGAUAAUGAUGCUUGUUUUAUCAUUCGUAUUAGGUCAUCUUCUUCGUCGUCAUAAAUUUUAUUUUGUUCCCGAAGCUAGUGCUUCCCUUUUGAUCGGUUUGAUUGUUGGUGGACUUGCUAACGUUUCAAAUACAGAAGCAAGCAUCAGGCCUUGGUUCAAUUUUCACGAGGAAUUCUUCUUUUUGUUCUUGUUGCCACCAAUUAUAUUUCAGUCAGGAUUCAGUUUAGCACCAAAACCAUUCUUUUCUAACUUUGGAGCCAUUGUUACAUUUGCAAUUCUGGGAACAUUUAUUUCUUCUAUCGUUACUGGAGUUCUAGUAUAUCUUGGUGGUGUGUUGCUGCUCAUGUAUAAACUUCCUUUUGUUGAAUGCUUAAUGUUUGGUGCACUUAUCUCCGCAACAGAUCCUGUCACUGUGCUAUCCAUAUUCCAGGAACUUGGGACUGACAUGAACCUAUACGCCCUGGUGUUUGGCGAAUCUGUUCUGAACGAUGCAAUGGCCAUUUCCUUGUACAGGACUAUGUCAUCAGUUAGAAGCCAAGCAUCAUCUGGGCAGAACUUCUUUCUUGUCAUCCUAAGAUUUCUCGAGACCUUUGUUGGCUCAAUGUCUGCAGGGGUUGGAGUUGGAUUUACGUCUGCCUUGCUUUUUAAGUACGCAGGCUUGGAUGUUGACAAUCUUCAGAACUUAGAGUGCUGUCUGUUUGUGCUUUUCCCUUAUUUCUCGUACAUGCUGGCCGAAGGUCUUGGCCUUUCUGGAAUUGUCUCAAUAUUGUUCACGGGAAUUGUUAUGAAGCAUUAUACAUUCUCAAAUUUGUCAGAGAACUCUCAGAGAUUUGUUGCUGCUUUUUUCCAUCUGAUAUCAUCAUUGGCAGAAACAUUUGUCUUCAUAUACAUGGGCUUUGAUAUAGCUAUGGAAAAGCAUAGCUGGUCGCAUGUUGGAUUCAUUUUUUUCUCAAUUCUGUUUAUUGUCAUUGCAAGGGCGGUGAAUGUAUUUUCUUGUGGAUACUUAGUCAACAUGGUUCGACCUGCAAACAGACAAAUACCUUCCAAUCACCAGAAGGCACUUUGGUAUAGUGGACUUCGAGGGGCGAUGGCCUUCGCCCUUGCUCUACAAUCAGUUCACGAUCUCCCCGAGGGACAUGGCCAGACAAUAUUUACAGCAACCACUGCGAUUGUUGUUUUGACGGUGUUAUUGAUUGGAGGAUCAACUGGAACUAUGUUGGGAGCCUUACAUGUUGUAGGUGAUGGUCAUGAUGAUGGACCCUUGGGUGAAAGUUUUGAAAAUAGUGGCUAUAUUGCUCCUUAUGAUGAAGGUGCUUCAUCAGGAAGUAAGUUGAAGAUGAAGCUUAAGGAGUUCCACAAAAGCACCGCAUCUUUCACGGCUUUAGACAAGAAUUAUCUCACUCCAUUCUUUACGACACAAGGUGGAGAUUCAGAUUCAGAUGAUGGUGGCUUACCAGCAGCAGCUCCAAGUUCUAGAAGAAAUGGCAGGGGAUUUCGAGGCCUUCAUGGGUGAAGAUAAGCAAUUGAUGGAUUUUUUUUCUCCAAGCAGUGGCUUCUUAUAUGGUUAUAGCAAAGAUAUUUUUUGUGGUAAAUGGAUAGAAUUGGAAGGUGGGGGUAACUGGAUUUAACUAACAAAAGUGCCUAGCUAGCUUUUGCACCCCAUUGAUGAAAAAAAGAAAAAGAAAACGGUGGUGGUACAGAGAAAUGUAAGCAGCUUGAACGGUAAUUAUAUUGUGCCAGAUGGGCUAUUAAGGCAGGUUUACACGUGUAUAUACAGGUUGAAUGUCAUUAUGAGAACCCUUAUACGAAAAAGAGUUGAGUUGAAUAAAUAGCAAACUAGUUGGAAAUAAGUAGUAUCGGAUGUGUAUUGAAAAGUUUAAGAUUUUGAAAAUCUCUCAAUAAUCUAUGCUCUACAAUUUCAUGCAA
This is a messenger RNA of Papaver somniferum (opium poppy), 2212 nucleotides long. RefSeq names its product sodium/hydrogen exchanger 6-like. The record is from RefSeq and is a predicted model, not a curated record. Bases 159 to 1799 code for a protein of 546 amino acids. NCBI's taxonomy places the organism in Eukaryota, Viridiplantae, Streptophyta, Magnoliopsida, Ranunculales, Papaveraceae. The transcript has 22 exons. Gene Ontology annotation, molecular function: sodium:proton antiporter activity. Gene Ontology annotation, biological process: regulation of pH; sodium ion transport; proton transmembrane transport. Gene Ontology annotation, cellular component: endosome; membrane.